Knipowitschia caucasica is the source of this 3633-nucleotide messenger RNA. NCBI's taxonomy places the organism in Eukaryota, Metazoa, Chordata, Actinopteri, Gobiiformes, Gobiidae. The record is from the annotation of a GenBank genome assembly.
AUGUUUCCCAUGGACGGUGCGCGGCUACAGGUGAAGAAAGAGGCUGACGAGUGUUCUAUUGAGAUGCCAGCUUGCUCAGAGGUGCGGCCAGAGAACCUUAUGUCCAGUUACCCGGACUUUUCCGAUUCCCGGCGCUGGGAUACAGCAGCGGGGGCACGCGAGCCGAGUCUGGAUGUGAACAAAGAUGGCGGCGCGCGUCCGCUCAUUGCAACAGGCUCAAUGACUCUGAAAUUCUCGGGCAGUGGGAAUCUGGAGGCGUAUCUGGCCCAGUUUGAACUAUUGGCUGCGGCAGCGGGCUGGUCGGGCCAGAUGAAGGCAGUGCAAUUGGCUUUAUCCCUGACUGAAGAGGCGGCUGCCUGUUUGUUGCUUCUGUCUCCAGAUGAGAGACAGGACUAUGCUAUGCUGGUGGGAGCUCUGCAGAGGCGUUUUGGAGUGCUCAAUUUAAAAGACUCCCUGCGCUGUGAGUUCAAGAACCGAGUGAGGCGGCCGGGUGAGUCCCUUCGCUCUCUGGCGCAUGAGAUUGAGAGCCUGGGCAGACGUGCAUAUUCAACUUUGCCAAGUGUGAUCCAGAGUGAGCUUGUGCGUGACCAGUUUGUGCAUGCCCUGACCCCAGUUGAACUGCGGUUACACGUUCAGCUUAUCCAUCCGGUGUCGCUGAGCCAGGCGCUGGAGUUAGCUCUGGAGAGAGAGACUGCAUUUGGUGCCUCAAAGUGUACUGAACUUAUGGUCACUGCUGCAACUAAGGUGGAGCCCGAGUAUAAACCCGCUUGGGCGGAGGAGCUGAUCCAUGCUGUGAAGAACCUCGCUGUGAGACCGAGAGGUGCAGACACGCAGUCCCCAUCAAACCUUCCACCCUCCUGCUGGGGGUGUGGCAAGCCCGGCCACACUCUCCGUCGCUGCCCGGAGGCAAAAGCUAAUGUUCCCCGACAGGAGUGCCUGGUGUAUCUGGAUGAUGUCCUGGUCCAUGGAAAGUCUUUCCGAGCGGCCCUAGACUCUCUGCGGUUGGUGCUUGGUAGGAUUGCGACAGCCGGAUUAAAGCUUCACCCGGAUAAGUGCCACUUCAUGCGGAGGGAGGUGGAGUUUCUGGGCCACAAAGUCGAUGAGGGCCAGGUGGCGCGCUGGCUGGAGGAGCUGCAGUUGUUUCACUUCGAGAUUGUGCAUCGCCCUGGAACACAACAUGCUAAUGCUGACGCCCUGUCUCGGCGUCCGUGUGCAUCAACCGGGUGUGGCUACUGUGACCGGAGAGAUGCCAGAGAGGAGGAACUGCGAGGGGAGGCUGCCGUGGCUGAGCCCGCUUGCUGCUCUGUAGAGGUAGAGGGUAGUCCUGAUUGGGCCUCUGAACAAGGAAAGGACAGUGACUUGCGCCCAGUGCGCCAGUGGGUAAUUAGGGGUGAGAGACCCUCCUGGGAGGGUGUUAUGGGGCUUUCAGUGGCUACUAAGAGCCUAUGGAGUAAGUUCAAAACACUUCGCGUUUUGGAGGGAGUACUACAGCGGGGAUGGAAGGAACCAGCGACUGGGGAGGAGAGGUGGCAAAUUGUGGUGCCCAAGGCCCUGAGAGAUGGUGUGCUGGGGGCAUGUCAUGGGGGGGCUGGCUCGGGUCAUUUUGGGACAACUAAGACACUGUAUCGCUUGCGUCAGGAAUAUUAUUGGGGCCAGCACCGUCGUGAUGUCGAGGACUUUUGUCGUCGGUGUGAUGAGUGUGCUGCCUACAAGGGGCCUCAGGACCAGUCCCAUGCCCCCCUGCAGCAACAAGCAGUUGGUGCGCCCAUGGAGAGGGUAGCUGUAGACAUUAUGGGCCCUUUCCCAGUCUCAGAUCAGGGAAAUAAAUAUGUGAUGUGUGCAAUGGACUAUUUCACAAAGUGGCCCGAGGCCUAUGCCCUGCCAGACCAGGAAGCAGAGACAGUGGCAGAUACACUGCUGGAGGGCAUGUUCAGCCGUUUUGGUACCCCAGACAUCAUUCAUAGUGACCAGGGCAGAAAUUUUGAGUCACGUGUCUUUGCAGCCCUCUGUGACCGGCUGAACUUGCAGAAAACCUGUACCACACCAUUGCAUCCACAGAGCGACGGCUUAGUGGAGCGUUUAAACCGCACUAUGCAGCAGCAAUUGGCAAUCCUCACUGCAGCUCACCAGCGUGACUGGGAUAAACACAUUCCCCUUGUUCUGAUGGCCUAUCGAUCUGCUGUUCAGAACUCCACUAACUGUACCCCGGCUCUGUUGAUGCUGGGCAGAGAGAUACGGACUCCGGCAGCUUUGGCUUAUGGACGUCCCCCAGGGGAUCUGGAGGACGUGCCGGGACCAGAGUAUGCCAGAAAACUACAAGAUAGAAUGGAGUCGGCUCAUGCUUUUGCUCGAGACCAGUUGGAAAAAGCUGGUAUGAGACAGAAAAGGAACUAUGAUGUGAGAAGUAAAGGUAAAGACUUCAGUACUGGGGACUUAGUUUGGGUUUACACUCCGAAAAGAAAGAAAGGACGCUGCCCUAAACUAGAUAGCCACUGGGAUGGUCCUUGUCGUGUGUUAGAGCAGGUGGGGGAGGUGGUCUACAGAGUACAGGUUCCCCCUCGAGGCAGGAAGUUCAGAUCAAGUCUGGUCCUCGGUCCUUCAUGUACUGGACCCACCCGCUCCAGAACCCACCCGCUCCAGAACCCACCCGCUCCAGAACCCACCCGCUCCAGAACCCACCCGCUCCAGAACCCACCCCGCUCCAGAACCCACCCGCUCCAGAACCCACCCACUCCAGAACCCACCCUCCAGAACCCACCCCCGCUCCAGAACCCACCCGCUCCAGAACCCACCCGCUCCAGAACCCACCCGCUCCAGAACCCACCCGCUCCAGAACCCACCCGCUCCAGAACCCACCCCGCUCCAGAACCCACCCGCUCCAGAACCCACCCACUCCAGAACCCACCCGCUCCAGAACCCACCCGCUCCAGAACCCACCCGCUCCAGAACCCACCCCGCUCCAGAACCCACCCGCUCCAGAACCCACCCGCUCCAGAACCCACCCGCUCCAGAACCCACCCGCUCCAGAACCCACCCGCUCCAGAACCCACCCACUCCAGAACCCACCCGCUCCAGAACCCACCCGCUCCAGAACCCACCCGCUCCAGAACCCACCCGCUCCAGAACCCACCCAUCCAGAACCCACCCGCUCCAGAACACACUGUUCUUCUGAAGUCGCAGAGACGUUGUCUCUCGUCACAAAUAUCUGUUGAACAGGAGGAAGAGGAGAGCCUCAAACAGGAGGAAGAGGAGAGCCUCAAACAGGAGGAAGAGGAGAGCCUCAAACAGGAGGAAGAAGAGGUGAGCAUUAAACAGGAGGAAGAGGAGAGCCUCAAACAGGAGGAAGAAGAGGAGAGCCCCAAACAGGAGGAAGAGGAGAGCCCCAAACAGGAGGAAGAGGAGAGCCUCAAACAGGAGGAAGAGGAGGAGAGCCCCAAACAGGAGGAAGAGGAGAGCCCCAAACAGGAGGAAGAAGAGGUGAGCAUUAAACAGGAGGAAGAAGAGGUGAGCAUUAAACAGGAGGAAGAGUUGAGCAUUAAACAGGAGGAAGAGCAGCUCCCAGAGUUCACUGCUGUGUGUGUGAAGAGUGAAGAACAAGCCCCGCUGAUCCAAGAUGGCGUCCUGUUCAAAUGA